AUGCCCAAGCAACGGUUUGCUCCUAAGGCUUCCACUCUCAAGGCCUUUUCUGCUCUUGCUGUCAAAAGCUCAAAUGUCAGUAAUGAAAUUGUGGCCUUAAAGUUUGUUGAAGGAUCUAAAAAGGCGAGACGCAAGAAAAUAUUAUCUAGUGACGAAUUAGAUGAUCGAGUCGUGGAGCUUUUGAAGAUUCAAGUCUAUGAAGCUUACCAGUACAAAUGGAAAGAGUUCUUUGGAAAGCCGGGACCCCCUAACACAGUCGAUGACUUUAAGAAGACGCUUUCAACCAAGUCAUUACCCAACAAGGCGGUGUCCAACGUUCAAAUAGUGAUAGAAAAAGAGCUGGGCGACAUACAACCAAGAUGGAAUCACCAAAAGAAGCUAGCCAAGGCACAAGCAGCAGCAUCUAAAACUGGUGAAUUAAGUGUUAAUGAAUCAAGUGGAUCAAAGGAGGGGGAUCAAGCGCUGGUGAAUCUGAAGUUGACAUUGCUUGCUGAAGGCAGUAGAUCAGAAGCAGAUAUUGUUCAAGUUGGUGGUGCUGGAAUUGGUGAGACAACUAGUGGAACGAUGGUUCAUGAAACCGAAGAGCUUCGCAGUGCAUCCCGAUCUUUGAAGACCAUGAAUCAUCCUCGCUUUGAUUACAAAGUCUUGCACGAUUGUGUGCGAGAACCCUCUUUAUCCACGACGAGUACAUUCCAAUGCAACCACUAUGAACCUUCAUUUGCAAGGCGCAGACAUAGCACAGAUCAGAUAUAA
Molecule: messenger RNA, 753 nt
Organism: Mucor velutinosus
Lineage: Eukaryota; Fungi; Mucoromycota; Mucoromycetes; Mucorales; Mucoraceae
Exons: 3
Coding region: 1-753 (250 amino acids)
Source: RefSeq, a predicted model, not a curated record